GGUUAUAUCUGGUUUUAGAGGUUAGAGUUUUGCUUACGUGGCAACGCCCCAUUUGCUGCACAAGAUACACUUUACACGUGGCAGCAAGGCACUGGAGCACUCUCUAUCCAGUCCUCCUGGCUCCGAUUGCGCCACCUGUAACGCCAUCCCAUUUUAUCGACUCCAUAGCAGUAGCUAGUAAAGCUAGGGAAGAACAAGAAGAAGUAAGCCAGGGAGGAAGAGGAAGUAACUGGUUUUGCUUGCUUGCUAUCAAUCAGAUGGCGUCGUCGGUUGCAGCAUCAAAGCUCGCAGUUCCCACAUUCGUGGGGCUCAAGGCCGGGGAAGUGGUGAAGCCGAGCAUCGCACGCAAUGCAAGGCCAGUGCAGCACCAAGCUCCGCUCGUCUGCGUCUCGUCCAUGGAGGGCGUGGCCAAGAGAGCCGGCAAAGUGAUGGUGGGAGUGUCAGCGGGGCUUCUCCUGGGGGCAUCCUCGGCUCUGGCAGCGUCCGUCACCGUCAAGAUGGGAGGCGACGAUGGCUCCCUCGCCUUCAUCCCCAAGAACAUCAGCAUUGGCGCCGGCGACACCGUCAUCUUCGAAAACAACGCUGGCUUCCCGCACAACAUUAUCUUCGACGAGGACGCGGUUCCCUCGGGUGUCAAUGCCGACGCCUUGUCCCACCCCGACCUGUUGAAUGCACCGGGUGAGAGCUACAAAGUGACUUUGCAGACCAAAGGCACCUACGGCUUCUACUGCGAACCCCAUCAGGGCGUUGGCAUGAGCGGAGAUAUCAGCGUCAACUAGAAGUCCCCGCAGUGUUUCUCAUCCGAGCUCACAGAUAUGUCCACCUUUUGUAUCCUUGAAAGAUAUUGCGCCUGCGUGCAUAUUUAUAGCUUAGCUAUGAAUCGAUCAAUGAAAGCUGAGAACCAAGCGAUUGCUAGGCAUACCUUUGUGCCACCUGAAAUUGUAACUCAAUCAUGAAGCUUU
Messenger RNA from Selaginella moellendorffii, 962 nucleotides. Its product is annotated as plastocyanin. The record is from RefSeq and is a predicted model, not a curated record. Gene Ontology annotation, molecular function: copper ion binding. The coding region runs from base 258 to 779 and encodes 173 amino acids. The transcript has a single exon. Lineage: Eukaryota; Viridiplantae; Streptophyta; Lycopodiopsida; Selaginellales; Selaginellaceae. Gene Ontology annotation, cellular component: chloroplast thylakoid lumen.